GGAGAUAUAUAAAAGUUGAUGAAGAAAAGAAAAAAAGAAAAUUUAACGUGAUGCACUUAUUUAAAUAAAUUGUUUGAACCUUUAAAAAGAAUUUAGUAAUAUACUUAUAAAGUGAUCAAAAUAUUUAAUUUUAAUGUUUGAGAUCGCCAUUCGAAAAGCAAAAAAAAUAGCAAAGCCAAGGCGAAAUAGAAAUUUGAAUGCAUUAAAAUUAAUAAUAAAAGUACCAAAAUGAUAAUAAAUAAUAGAACAAAUAUUACUUCUAAAUGACUAAAUUAGAACGAUGAUAAAUAUUAUCUCAUGAAAACACAAAAAAAUGAAAAGAGAUGCUUCAAUGAAAACGUAUUAUUUUUAUCAAAAGUGUGACACACGUAGAUUGAUGGCAUGGACAAGCAAAAAACUUAUAAAAAUUUUAGAGACAUUUUUUUACUUUAAUAUUUGGAUAACCCUCCUGAGAAUACAGACUACAUGUGGUUUAAGUCAAAUAGGCUUAAGAGCUGACCCAAGCUUUGCAUCAAGAUCAGAGACUUUAAAAUUUGUAGAUGGAGAAACCAUUACUCUGCCUUGUAAGGUGUUGAAUGUUGAUAACUUUAUAGUAGCGUGGAAACGUGGUAUAGCAAUAUUGUCAGCUGGGACAGUUAAAGUAACACCAGAUCCUAGGGUAAAUCUUUUAGUGCAAAAUGGCGAAUUUUCACUGCAAAUUGAAAAUGCCGGACCACAGGACGCUGGAGACUAUAUUUGCCAAAUCGCAACCUUAGAACCACUAGAAAUUACCCAUACAGUAGAAAUAUUGGUCCCACCAAGGAUACAUCACAUAAGUUCUGGUUCACAUUUACAAAUCAAAAAAGGGUCAGCUGUUAAGAUUGAAUGCGCAGCUUCAGGCAACCCUACGCCAAACAUAACAUGGAGUCGUAAAAACAACGUACUUCCGUCAGGUGAUGAAGUAUUGCGAUCAUCAAUUUUAUCAAUAACAGAUAUGGAUCGCCAUAAAGGAGGAGUAUAUGUUUGCAAAGCUGAAAAUGGAGUGGGUCUACCAGCAUCUUCUCAAGUAGUUUUGCAUGUCUUGUAUCCUCCGGAAAUCGUAUUAGAGGCCCCAGUAGUUUAUUCUGGUGAAGGCGAGGAAGCAAUGCUAGUUUGCCUAGUUCACGGUGAUAAUUUACAGGUGAUUUGGUUUAAAGAUACGAUGCAAAUCGACACAACUGAAAGACACAUUAUGGAAAAUCGUGGAACUCGACACACGCUAAUUAUAAGAAAAGUUCAUCCACAAGAUUUUGGAAACUAUUCAUGUGUAGCUGAAAACACACUUGGAAAGUCCAGAAAAACUUUACAAUUAACUGGGAGGCCAGGCGCAGUAGUUUUUCGUUCACCAACUGUCAGCCAGUUUAAGGAUAAAUAUAAUAUAUCAUGGACCGUGGACUCGUAUGCUCCUGUAGAAGAAUACAAACUAUUUUUCCGAAGGUUGCCAGAUACUCAAACAGAUUUAGAUAAUAGAAUAGAACAGAGUUUUGAGCAUCACCAUCAAUACACCGGUGUUUACCACACGUCACUUCAUCGUGGAUAUAAUGCUCACUGGCCUAGAAAUGAAUGGAGAGAUGUUGUACUACCGGCAGUUCCUCUAUCUCACCUUUACACACAAAGUAUGAAUUAUGUCAUACGAGGCCUUGAUCCAGAUCAACAUUAUGAAGCAAGAGUGCAAGCAAGAAAUAAGCAUGGUUGGAGCAAUAUAUCUGAUAGUUUUACUUUUAGUACUUCAUCAAAUGGUUCCGAAAUGAGAGGUCUUUCCGUGACAUUUUAUAGUGCAGCAACUUUACCAACAUAUUAUUCAACUUUAACUUUAUUUUCUUUUUUUUAUUAUCUUUUGAAUUUUCAUAAUGAAAACUUUGUAUCAUUUUUCUAUUGAACUGUAAUAACGUCU
Molecule: messenger RNA, 1912 nt
Organism: Culicoides brevitarsis
Lineage: Eukaryota; Metazoa; Arthropoda; Insecta; Diptera; Ceratopogonidae
Product: opioid-binding protein/cell adhesion molecule-like
Exons: 11
Coding region: 314-1897 (527 amino acids)
Biological process (GO): homophilic cell-cell adhesion; synapse organization
Cellular component (GO): axon; plasma membrane; neuronal cell body
Molecular function (GO): axon guidance receptor activity; protein binding
Source: RefSeq, a predicted model, not a curated record